UCUUACUCACAUGAACAGGGAAGUAGGCAGGACUGAUAAACACGGAGCAGCAGCAGCAGCGUUGUCACUGUGAGUGUGCAUAAAGUCUGUGUCCUGUCAUCGGGUUUGGUCAAGGGUUUAACCGGCAGGUCAUCAUCUUGUUAAGGGACGUUAGAAAAUGGCCAACAUCCCCCUCUCUCGCUCCGAGGUGUUCGGGGAGCUCAGGAAGGAGCUGCAUGAAGAUCAGGAGUUCCGCCAGUCCGACGCUCAUGUUUUCAUCAUCAUGGGAGCAUCGGGAGAUCUGGCCAAGAAGAAAAUCUACCCAACGCUGUGGUGGUUGUUCAGAGAUGGCCUCCUCCCUGAGCAGACAUAUUUUGUGGGCUUUGCCCGCUCUGACCUGACAGUUGAAAAAAUUCGGGCCUCCUGUCUGCCAUACCUGAAGGUGGCGGAUACAGAAACUGAGCGACUGUCGGCCUUCUUCAGCAGGAACACGUACAUCAGUGGGAAAUACGCAGAUGAGAGUUCCUUCUCCGACCUCAACACACACAUCCUGUCUCUGCCGGGAGGAUCCGAGGCAAACCGUCUCUUCUACCUGGCGCUGCCGCCCACCGUCUACCAUGAUGUUACCAAGAACAUCAAGCAGUGCUGCAUGAGCACAAAAGGCUGGAACAGGGUGAUUGUAGAGAAGCCGUUUGGGCAUGACCUUCAGAGCUCUGAAGAGCUGUCCACUCACCUUUCCUCCCUCUUCACUGAAGAACAGAUCUACCGUAUAGAUCACUAUCUGGGCAAGGAAAUGGUGCAGAACCUCAUGGUGCUCAGGUUUGGAAACCGCAUCUUUGGGCCAAUCUGGAACAGAGACAGCGUGGCCUGUGUUGUUCUCACCUUUAAAGAGCCCUUUGGCACUCAGGGACGUGGAGGCUACUUUGAUGAUUUUGGCAUCAUCCGCGACGUCAUGCAGAACCACUUGCUCCAGAUGCUCUGUCUGGUUGCCAUGGAGAAGCCAGCAUCCACCAGCUCUGAUGAUGUCAGGGAUGAAAAGGUGAAGGUGCUGAAGUGCAUCGCUCCAGUGACAAUGUCAGAUGUGGUGCUGGGUCAGUACGUGGGAGACCCAGAAGGUGAGGGAGACGCCAAACUGGGUUACCUCGAUGAUCCCACAGUUCCAAAAGGAUCGACUCAGGCCACCUUCGCCACUGCCGUCCUCUACGUGCACAACGAACGCUGGGACGGUGUUCCGUUCAUCCUGCGCUGUGGAAAAGCUCUGAAUGAGAGGAAAGCUGAGGUGCGGCUGCAGUUUACGGAUGUCCCGGGGGACAUUUUUGGAAAUCAGUGUCGUAGGAAUGAGCUAGUGGUGCGUGUGCAGCCCAACGAGGCCGUCUAUGCCAAGAUGAUGAGCAAGAAACCCGGCGUAUACUUUAGCCCAGAGGAAACUGAGCUGGACCUCACCUACAAGAGUAGAUACAAGGAUGUGAAGCUUCCCGAUGCUUACGAACGCCUCAUCCUGGAUGUCUUCUGUGGGAGUCAGAUGCACUUUGUACGCAGUGAUGAAUUAAGGGAAGCGUGGAGGAUCUUCACACCUCUUCUUCAUCAGAUAGACAAAGAGAAGCCCAAACCUAUUCCUUACAAAUAUGGAAGCCGUGGGCCGGCGGAAGCCGACGACCUUGUAAAGAGAGUUGGAUUUCGCUAUGAAGGCACUUACAAAUGGGUCAACCCUCACAGGCUGUAAGCUGUAAUGAGAUGAGGGAGGAGUAGUAGGGGUAAGAUAGUAGGAGGGGUGCAGCGGGGUAAGUGAGCCGUGUCAUGUUCCAGCAUUGGAGUGUCUUUGAGGAAGGAAGUGUCUCCACUAUGUGGAUCCAUCGCUGUAGCAGCAAAGUGAGAAGCUAUUUAAAAAAAAACAAAAAACAUAGAGUAUUUCUCAGGUAUAGCAAUUAUUCCUAGGAGCUUGUUCAUCAGACAUUCUAAAGAGAAUAAUGAAUUCAUGCUGUCAACAUGGGCCUAUGCUAGAUGCACUGGUACUUUUUAUUUUUAUAUUUAUACAUUCACAGCAUUUCUGUAUGUUAUUUGAGAUGUGGGACCAAGUCAGUUGGACAGGGAACAAAAAGAA
This is a messenger RNA of Scatophagus argus, 2080 nucleotides long. It is a transcript of the gene g6pd, whose product is annotated as glucose-6-phosphate dehydrogenase. The transcript has 13 exons. Gene Ontology annotation, molecular function: glucose-6-phosphate dehydrogenase activity; NADP binding. Gene Ontology annotation, biological process: pentose-phosphate shunt, oxidative branch; glucose metabolic process. NCBI's taxonomy places the organism in Eukaryota, Metazoa, Chordata, Actinopteri, Scatophagidae. Gene Ontology annotation, cellular component: cytosol. The record is from RefSeq and is a predicted model, not a curated record. Bases 158 to 1702 code for a protein of 514 amino acids.